Molecule: messenger RNA, 792 nt
Organism: Centruroides sculpturatus (bark scorpion)
Lineage: Eukaryota; Metazoa; Arthropoda; Arachnida; Scorpiones; Buthidae
Exons: 9
Coding region: 1-462 (153 amino acids)
Source: RefSeq, a predicted model, not a curated record
AUGAGUGAAAGAUCGAAAGAAAACAUUUUUGAGGAGCAAGAUAAACAAAUUAUUAAAACUACUGAAGAAAUUAUCGAGAGUAAUUCGAAAGAUCAAAGAAAACGUUGUCAAAAGUUUAAAGAGGAGCGAAUAACUGCAAGCCUCAAAAAAGUAGUUAAAGAAGAAACUACGUUUCAAACACCCGAAGCAAUUACUUCAAUUAAACAAGAUGCUGAACUUCCUGAAAGUGAGAAACACAAAAAGACGAAUGGAAAAAAGAAACGAGAAUAUUAUGCUACAAUUCGUUUAGGAUAUCAGGAAUCGCUUCUUCCUCAAGAUCUGAAACAGCAAAUCGAAUCUGAUAAAAUGUUCGAAGUUAUGAAAGCUGUAAAUAAAAUUAUGUUCAAGAUUGUUUCCUACUUAACAGUUUUGGCAUUCUUCAUCGUAAUUCCAUUCUUGAUGGUUUCAUUCGGUGUAACGUAGUUAACAGAUUGUCCAGCUCAGAAUAACGUGCCAAUAUUUUGAUAAUUGGGGGUUUGAGAAUUUUUAAUCGAGACCAUAUAAGCAUAUUUUCAUUUCUAUAGAAGCGUGCAGCGGGUGUAUAAUUGAAUUAUGAUCGAGACCAUACUUUGCCACUAUUCGAUCUGUAGAAAAUUUUAAAAAACGGAAGACAUAUUUAAAGUUUCCUCUUAUAACCCUACUCAUAUUUUUGUUGUCUUGGUUUAUUUAAGGUUGCGUGUGGGUGUACGAAAUGUAUCCACCCGUUUACGACGAUAAAUACGAUGAGCAAUAUUGCAACAAGAAACUAUACCU